Molecule: messenger RNA, 1860 nt
Organism: Oncorhynchus kisutch (coho salmon)
Lineage: Eukaryota; Metazoa; Chordata; Actinopteri; Salmoniformes; Salmonidae
Product: serine/threonine-protein kinase SIK1-like
Exons: 10
Coding region: 473-1684 (403 amino acids)
Biological process (GO): intracellular signal transduction; microtubule cytoskeleton organization; protein phosphorylation
Cellular component (GO): cytoplasm
Molecular function (GO): ATP binding; tau-protein kinase activity
Source: RefSeq, a predicted model, not a curated record
UAGAAGCGUUGAUGGUCUAAUUCAAUAAAGAGACGUUGCUGCUCAAUGUUAUUGUUUAGCGUUACUGUACGCUGAGCGGCUGCUACAGCCUAUUCAUUGUGCAAACCUCGGGAAGUCCACUUUUGCGUCACCGUGUCCAGCUCCAAGCUACCUUUCCCGCUCCACGAGAAGCGCGCGGGACAGUUGCUCGACAACUCUGAUGCAAGCUUGACGUUAAUUAAGUGUGUUUUAGUUCAUUAUGGCAGGAGAAGAUUUCCAGCCGAGUUUGAGUUACAGAGGUUGUGUGGAUUAUUGCAUACCAGAUUUAUCCCCCGUUAACAAAAUAUGAGGAACAAAUCGUCUGUGCGCAGUUAGGGAAGUAGCCUGGAUGCGCACACUGUUCUAGAACGGCGGAGGAUUCCAACAACAUAGGUGGAUGUACUGAACUAGAUUUUCUGUGAAGGUUUAUCCAGUCACUGGGUGCCUCUGCACCAUGGUGGUUUUAUCCGAUGGCUCUCCCCUGAGCCAGCCAUGCCCCGGGGGGCCGGUUCAGGUCGGUUUCUACGAGAUCAUCAGGACGCUGGGGAAGGGAAACUUCGCUGUAGUUAAACUGGCUUGUCACAAAGUCACAAAAACCCAGGUGGCCAUUAAAAUCAUUGAUAAAAAGAGACUGGAGCCCUCUGACCUGAAGAAGAUCUACAGAGAGGUCGAGGUGAUGAAGCUCCUCAACCAUCCGCACAUUAUCAAGCUCUAUCAGGUCAUGGAAACUAAGGACAUGUUGUACAUGGUGAUGGAGUAUGCCAGGAACGGAGAGAUGUUUGACUACUUGUUGUCGUCGGGGCGGCUGAGUGAGAGUGAGGCUCGCAGGAAGUUCUGUCAGAUCCUGUCAGCGGUGGACUACUGCCACAGCAACCACAUCGUCCACAGAGACCUGAAGGCUGAGAACCUUCUGCUGGACUCCAACAUGGACAUCAAAGUAGCAGACUUUGGUUUUGGGAACUUCUUCAGUGAAGGACAAUUUCUGUCCACCUGGUGUGGGUCCCCGCCCUACGCCGCUCCAGAGGUGUUUGAGGGGAUUGAGUACGAGGGGCCUCCUCUAGACAUCUGGAGUCUGGGCGUGGUGCUGUACGUGUUGGUGUGUGGCGUCCUGCCCUUUGACGGCCCCUCCCUCCCCGCGCUCAGACAGAGGGUCCGGGAGGGCCGCUUCAGAAUCCCCUUCUACAUGUCCCAAGACUGUGAGAACCUGGUGCGGAGGAUGUUAGUAAUUGAACCGGCCAAGCGGAUCACGGUGGCCCGGAUCAAGAAGCACCGCUGGAUGAAGUCGGACCCCCCGGCCACGGCAGCCCCUCCAGAGACGCCCCAGCCGACCCCUGCCCCUGAUGCAGAGCCCUGUCUGGGGGAGAAUUACAGCGAGCCGGUACUUGGCCUCAUGCAGACCCUGGGCAUCGACCGGCAGAGGACCAUUGAGUCUCUUCAGAGCAGCAGCUACAACCACUUCUCUGCUAUCUACCGUCUCAUGCUGGAGAAGGUGAAAGAGCUCCGCUCCCUCAGACUGCCCCAGAGCACCGAAAAGGUGACCCCCAACCCUGACCACGACACUCUGCUACCGACCUGCAUUAGUGAUCAGGAUCACCAUGGAAACCAGGGGAGGGGCCACAGGAAGGGGAGCUGCAAGAGGAGGGAGUUGCAGCAACCCUCUCCUUAGACCCCUCCCACAGACACACUCUGGCCGAGGUCUCUGCCAGCCUCCAGCAGUGCAGCCCAUCUUGUGCUGUGGUAAACUCAUCCGACCAAGCUUCCUCAGAUAGUUUCUCCUCUUCCUCCUCUUCCUUCUCUGCCAGUCCCAGCCUGUCCAGCCCAAUUGAGGACCCCUAUAUGUUA